Molecule: messenger RNA, 1746 nt
Organism: Gastrolobium bilobum
Lineage: Eukaryota; Viridiplantae; Streptophyta; Magnoliopsida; Fabales; Fabaceae
Product: serine/threonine protein phosphatase 2A 57 kDa regulatory subunit B' kappa isoform-like
Exons: 2
Coding region: 138-1649 (503 amino acids)
Biological process (GO): signal transduction
Cellular component (GO): protein phosphatase type 2A complex
Molecular function (GO): protein phosphatase regulator activity
Source: RefSeq, a predicted model, not a curated record
CCUGUUUCUUCCUCAUUGUUCCCUUUCAAUGCUCUUGUAGAAGAAGAAAUCAACGUUUUUUGGGUUACAUUGAUUUUGUUCUUUCAUGGGUUCCAUCUAAAGCUUCGAAAUUUAUCGCUUUCAGCUACUGGGUCGCCAUGCUCAAGCAAUUCCUCAGUAAACUUCCUCGCAAGACAUCGAAACCCGACUCGGACGAGUCAUGCCGCGGUGACUCGUCACGCUCGAGCUCCUCCCGGGAGGAUUCGCCGCGCGCCGCCGGUAGAAACAACCGGUCAAAUGCCGGCAGCUCCUCGGGUCGAACCAACUCCGCGAAACGAACUUCCUCGUCGGCGGUUUUUCCGGCGAGCACCGUGUCAUUGAUUGAACCGUUGGUGCCGUUCAAGGAUGUUCCGAGCUCGGAGAAGAUGAACCUGUUUAUGAGCAAGUUGAGCCUUUGUUGCGUCACGUUCGAUUUCACUGACCCCGGUAAGGAUACGGUGGAGAAAGAUGUGAAGAGGCGAACUUUGGUUGAACUUGUUGAUUUUGUGGCUUCUGCUGGGUCCGUAAGGUUUGGUGAACCUGCAAUUCUUGCUAUGUGUAAAAUGUGUGCUAUUAAUCUAUUUCGAGUUUUCCCGCCAAAUUAUGGGUCGAACCGUGGUGGUGAGAAUGAUGAUGAUGAGCCAACGUUUGAUCCUGCUUGGCCACAUUUGCAGCUUGUGUAUGAAUUGCUGCUUAAAUUUAUUACUUCUUCGUGCCUUGAUGUCAAGGUGGCCAAGAAGUAUAUCGACCAUUCGUUUAUUUUAAGGUUGUUGGAGUUGUUUGAUUCGGAGGAUCCUAGGGAAAGAGACUGCUUGAAGACAAUUCUGCAUAGGGUUUAUGGGAAGUUCAUGGUGCAUAGACCCUAUAUUCGAAAAUCUAUUAACAACUUGUUUUAUAGGUUUGUGUUUGAGACUGAGAAACUCAAUGGGAUUGCUGAGUUAUUGGAGAUUUAUGGGAGCGUAAUCAGCGGGUUUGCUUUGCCCUUGAAAGAGGAACACAAAAUCUUCUUGUGGAGAGUUUUGAUCCCCUUGCACAAGCCAAAAUCUAUGGGGGUCUACUUCCAGCAUUUGUCCUACUGUGUUACGCAGUUUAUAGAGAAGGAGCCCAAAUUGGGGAGCAUUGUGAUAAGGGGUUUGUUAAAAUAUUGGCCAAUAACAAAUAGUCAGAAAGAGGUAAUGUUCCUGGGUGAACUUGAAGAAAUUUUGGAAGCAAUUAACAUGGUAGAGUUCCAGAGGGUCAUGGUCCCAUUGUUUUGGCGAAUUGGAUGCUGCAUUAACAGUUCGCACUUUCAGGUAGCUGAAAGAGCCCAUUUCUUAUGGAACAACGACCAUAUAGUGAACUUGAUUGCUCACAACCGUCAGGUGAUCCUGCCCAUCAUAUAUCCAGCUUUAGAGAGGAAUUGUCAAAGCCACUGGAACCAGGCAGUGCUCAACUUAACUCAUAAUGUUAGAAAGAUGUUCAUGGAGAUGGAUGAGAAGCUGUUCUUGUCUUGUCAUUCUCAGUUUAAGGACGAAGAAGCAAUGCUAAGCUCAGCAGCUGAGAAGCGAAAGGAAGCUUGGAAACAACUAGAGCAAGUAGCCAGUCUUCAGCCUGUAAUUGGAAAUACUGCUGUUUUAGUGUCUCCAAUUUGAUAACCUGAAAAUGUAUGUAUGUAUUAUGUAUCUCAGACCCCCCCCAAUCUUUAUCUCUUUCCUCCUCUUAUGGUGGAAAACCACAAGAAAAGUGGUA